Pelodiscus sinensis (Chinese soft-shelled turtle) is the source of this 4963-nucleotide messenger RNA. The record is from RefSeq and is a predicted model, not a curated record. Lineage: Eukaryota; Metazoa; Chordata; Testudines; Trionychidae.
UGGGCCGAGCUGCAAGUUCCAGCCUGCCCUGCAAUAGAGACAUUCAGCCCCCCGCUUCCCAGAGCGGAGCCGGGGCUGCUGCUACCUCGCGUGGGGCUGGGGCAGCGCAGGGAUCUUCCUGGCCCAGCCCCCGGGCGCCUGGGUCCCAAGUCGCCCCACUUCUCCCGCUGACAGCUGGAGGGAGAUUGCCCCGGCUGGGUGGUGCCAGGAUGGAGAAGGAGAAUCCUGCACAGGAAGAGCCUGAAGGAGCAGAGCUGCAUGGGAUGUCCCGGAGCACCGAGUGGGGAGAGGCCAGCAGGGCUGGACAGCAGCUGGGGACAGAGGCGAUGUCACCGAAGGAGAUGCACGUCAGGGUGGCGACAGAGCCCAGCCAAGCCCAGUGCAAGUUGCGCCCCUACAGCUGCUCAGACUGCGAGAAGAGCUUCCGACAAAGCUCCCACCUGGUCCAGCACCAGCGCAUCCACACGGGCCAGAAGCCCUACAAGUGCAGCGAGUGUGGGAAGAGCUUUGUUCUCAGCUACAACCUGAUCGAUCACCAGCGCAUCCACACUGGUGAGUGGCCCUACCAGUGUGGUCAGUGUGGGAAGAGCUUCAUCCGGAGCUCCCACCUCUUCCAGCACCAGCGCAUCCACACGGGCGAGCGGCCCUACCAGUGCACCGAGUGCGGGAAGAGCUUCAACCGCAAUUACACCCUGGUGAAGCAUUUCCGCACCCACAUCGGGGAGCAGCCCUUUAUCUGCAGUGAGUGCGGGAGGAGUUUCAGCCUGGGCUCCUUCGCCCAGCACGUCCGCACCCACACGGGCGAGAAGCCCUACAGCUGCGCUGAGUGCGGCAAAAGCUUCAGCAGCAGCUCCAACCUGAGCCAGCACCGGCGCAUCCACACCGGGGAGAAGCCCUACAGCUGCAACCACUGUGGGAAAAGCUUCAGCCAGAGCUCCAACCUCAUCAAGCACCGGCGCAUUCACACCGGGGAGAGGCCCUACAGCUGCCCCGAGUGCGGCAAGACCUUCAACCAGAGCUCCUCGCUCAUGCAGCACAGGCGCAUCCACCGCGGUGAGCGGCCCUACCAGUGCACCGAGUGCGGGAAGAGCUUCAACCGCAAUUACACCCUGGUGAAGCAUUUCCGCACCCACAUCGGGGAGCAGCCCUUUAUCUGCAGUGAGUGCGGGAGGAGUUUCAGCCUGGGCUCCUUCGCCCAGCACGUCCGCACCCACACGGGCGAGAAGCCCUACAGCUGCGCUGAGUGCGGCAAAAGCUUCAGCAGCAGCUCCAACCUGAGCCAGCACCGGCGCAUCCACACCGGGGAGAAGCCCUACAGCUGCAACCACUGUGGGAAAAGCUUCAGCCAGAGCUCCAACCUCAUCAAGCACCGGCGCAUUCACACCGGGGAGAGGCCCUACAGCUGCCCCGAGUGCGGCAAGACCUUCAACCAGAGCUCCUCGCUCAUGCAGCACAGGCGCAUCCACCGCGGUGAGCGGCCCUACCAGUGCACCGAGUGCGGGAAGCGCUUCAGCGUCAGCUCCCACCUUGUGGAGCACCGGCGGAUCCACCGCGGUGAAAAGCCUUACAAGUGCGUCGACUGCGGGAAGAGCUUUGGCUGCAACUCCUCCCUGAUGAAGCACCAGCGCAUCCACACUGGGGAGCGGCCCUACAAGUGCACCGAGUGCGGGAAGUGCUUCAUCGACAGCUCCAAGCUGAACAACCACCGGCGCACCCACUCCGGGGAGCGGCCCUACAAGUGCACGGACUGCGGGAAGGGCUUUGGAGACAGCUCCGCUCUCAUGAAGCACCAGAGAACGCACUCCAACCAAGCCCAGUGCAAGUUGCGCCCCUACAGCUGCUCAGACUGCGAGAAGAGCUUCCGACAAAGCUCCCACCUGGUCCAGCACCAGCGCAUCCACACGGGCCAGAAGCCCUACAAGUGCAGCGAGUGUGGGAAGAGCUUUGUUCUCAGCUACAACCUAAUCGAUCACCAGCGCAUCCACACUGGUGAGCGCCCUACCAGAGGCGAGCGGCCCUACCAGUGCACCGAGUGCGGGAAGAGCUUCAACCGCAAUUACACCCUGGUGAAGCAUUUCCGCACCCACAUCGGGGAGCAGCCCUUUAUCUGCAGUGAGUGCGGGAGGAGUUUCAGCCUGGGCUCCUUCGCCCAGCACGUCCGCACCCACACGGGCGAGAAGCCCUACAGCUGCGCUGAGUGCGGCAAAAGCUUCAGCAGCAGCUCCAACCUGAGCCAGCACCGGCGCAUCCACACCGGGGAGAAGCCCUACAGCUGCAACCACUGCGGGAAAAGCUUCAGCCAGAGCUCCAACCUCAUCAAGCACCGGCGCAUUCACACCGGGGAGAGGCCCUACAGCUGCCCCGAGUGUGGCAAGACCUUCAACCAGAGCUCCUCGCUCAUGCAGCACAGGCGCAUCCACCGCGCAGAGAGACCCUAUAAAUGCCCCAAAUGUGGGAAAAGCUUCACCCAGAGCUCUAUGCUCAUCCGCCAUGAGAGAUCCCACACAGGAGAGAAACCUUACACGUGCUCUGUCUGCGGGAAGAGUUUCAGUCAGAGGUCCAAUCACACGCAGCAUCAGAGGAUCCACACUGGGGAGCGACCCUACAAAUGCACCGACUGUGGGAAGAGCUUCUCUUUGAGCUCCCGCCUGCUCCAGCAUCAGAUGGUCCAUACCGGAGAGCGGCCCUACAAAUGUCCCGACUGUGGGAAGAGUUUCAACCAGAACUCACACCUAAUUAGACACCAAGUCACCCACACGGGAGAGCGACCGUAUAAAUGCUCUGACUGCGGGAGAAGUUUCUCGCUGAGUUCUCACCUCAUCCGGCACCAGACAGUCCACACGGAGGAUAAGCCCUACCUCUGCACUGAGUGCGGGAAGAGUUUUAGCCUCAGCUCCAGGCUCGAUAGGCACCUGAGAACCCACACGGGCGAGAGACCCUAUAAAUGCCCCAACUGUGGGAGUGGCUUCGUUGACAGUUCAGCACUUAUUAAGCACCAGAGAAUUCACACCGGGGAGCGACCAUAUACCUGCCCCGAAUGUGGGAAGAGCUUUGGUCGGAGCUCAUACCUUAUCACCCACCAGAGAACCCAUACAGGAGAGAGACCUUACAAAUGUCCCGACUGUGGGAAAAGCUUCGUCGGCAGCUCUGAUCUUAAUAAACACCAGCGCAUCCACACGGGAGAGCGCCCCUAUCACUGUCCUGACUGUGGGAAGAGCUUUAGUCGGAGCUCAAACCUUAUUGCCCAUCAGAGAAUCCACACGCGUUCCUUCACUCCUGUUUAGGGAUGUGGUUACAGGGAUUUUGAAUACUGGCAUUAAAGGUGUUGUGGGGGGGUAUUUAUCUGCAGUGUUCCCUGUGAACUUGGGUGACCACCCAAUAGAGAUUCAAAUGCUGACAGCAUGUGUGUGUGUUUGGUGGUGCACAUCUGCACAGUCUUGGUGUGCACAACAAAAUUUAUUCUGCUCAUGGAUGGAAAAAAUAGAGGGAACAUGGUUUAUCUAAUCACUUGGCUCCCUCUUAUUUCCAACUUUGCUAGUGCCUUGUUCAUCUUGUGCUACAUACUGUGUUUUAAUAUGGUUAAAUGCAAAUGUAUACAUCUGGGAACAAAGAAAGUUGGCCCUACAUACAGGAUGGGGAACUCUGUCCUGCGAAUCAUGGUGGAUAAUUAGCUCAACAUGAGCUCUCAGUGCAAUGCUGUGGCCAAAAGAUCUAAUGCAAUCCUGGGAUGCAUCAACAGGGGAAUUUUAAAUGGGAGCACAGAAGUUAUUGUCCCUCGAUAUUAGACAUUCUUGCAACCACUGCAGGAAUCCUGUGUCCAGUUUUGGUACUUACAAUUCAGGAAAGAUGUUGAUAAAUUGGAGAGGGGUCAGAGAAGAGCCAUAAAAAUGAUUAAAGGCUUAGAAAACUGCCUCAUAGUGAUGGACUCAAGGAGGUUCAUCUAUUUAGCUGAAUAAAGAAGGUUAUGAGGUGACUUGAUCAGUCCAUACAUCACUCCAUAAGGAAAAAUAUUUAAUAAUGGAGCUUUCAGUCUAGCAAACAAAGGUCUAACAUGAUCCAGUGUCUGGAAGUUGAAGGUAGGCAAACAGACUGAAAAUAAGACAUGAUUUUCUUAAUGGUGAGAGUAAUUAACCGUUGGAGAACUGACCAAAGGCUGUCACUGACAAUUUUUGAAUCAAGUUUGGAUGUUUUUCUAAAAACUCUGCUCUAGGAAUUAUUUUGGGGGAACCACUCUGGACUAUGCUACGCAGGGGGUCAGAGUAGAGCAGCAGGGGGCAGCCUCUGGUCUCCCAACCACAUGUAGCCCAUCAGCAUUGUAUGUGGGGACCACCCAACCUCCCUCUGCCCCCUACGUCUCUUGCAUGCAGGGUGCCCUGCGAUCACCUGCUUCUCGCUUCUCCCCCUCCCUCCCAGCACUUCCAGAGCACUGUGAAUCACCUGAUUCCCAGCUGUUCAAGCUCCAGGAGAGAGGGGAGGAGGGGGAAUGGGGUGUGAAUCAGAGGAGUCACAGCACUCUGGAAAUGCUGGGAGGAGGAGGAGAGGGGACAGGGGAAGAGGCAGUAAAGAGACCAAGUGAGGACUUGAGGAAAGGAGUGGGGGAGGGAGAGGUUUGAGCAACCCCUGGCAAAUGAGAAGUGACACACUUUCAAAGCAAGGGCGCGUGUGAGGUACAGGCUGAUUGCACACAACGUUGUGAGAGCCGUGCGCACCCUCUGCUUCUUUAUGUUACUUUGGCCAGCAACUUAAUUUCCUCUAAAAAUGGAUCACUUAAAAUCGAAAAGGCAUGGUAAAGAAGGAGAAUUAAGUGUAAUGUUUUUCAUCUUAUUUUUGGAAUUACAGUUAAUGCAUGUGCCCAAUUUCAAUCUUGUGGUGCACUGAGAUAAAGGGGGGCACUCAUGCAGCCCACUCACUAGCUUGGGUUGCCCAUUGCUGCUGGACUACAUAAACACAAAGGCUACGUCGA